Mollisia scopiformis is the source of this 620-nucleotide messenger RNA. RefSeq lists its product as uncharacterized. The record is from RefSeq and is a predicted model, not a curated record. NCBI's taxonomy places the organism in Eukaryota, Fungi, Ascomycota, Leotiomycetes, Helotiales, Mollisiaceae. The transcript has a single exon. The coding region runs from base 163 to 396 and encodes 77 amino acids.
UCAUCACAGUGAGGCUUCCAUGGACACGUUGAGACUCACGUGAAUCGUGAGAUGGUCGAACAAAAAGGAGAGUAGGUAAUGUUACUAUUUCAUCUCUUCUCUCUAAUUUCAAUCCGUCUCGAACUACUAUAACUUCUCUCUCGAUCUUCCUUCACAACCUACAUGAAUCUGAUCAACUUCUUCGAUGACCUCGGCAUUUACCUUCUGUGCCGACCGCUCGAUUUCAUCCACCGCCUCCAACUCCUGAACCUUUUUGACGACAUGGGUAUCGUUCUCCUGAUACAGCCGCUCGGGUACCUGCACCGUUUUGCCGAUAUCGUGAUUCGAGCUGAUGAAGAGGACAGAACGCUUGAUAAGACUUGGCCUGCGCCUCCGAAACGUCGAUAUUCGAGGUGAUAUGGAAUAACGACUCGCCUGGGAGGCGAUAAGAGUCCCUUAUCUAGUUCGACUUGAUUGGCCCAGGGCGAAGGAGAAUGGAUCCUGGGCUUUGAAAAUACGGUCAUUGGCGAGAGGAAUGGAUACCGCCGGAAUCUAGGCUCCGGUCCGCAAAGAGGAGGAGGACCCAGGGUCUCAGCAUAACAGCUGUUCGAGAAGCUGGACUUCGACGGAUUCCUGGCGAG